This is a messenger RNA of Strongyloides ratti, 1467 nucleotides long. Its product is annotated as Pleiotropic regulator 1. Lineage: Eukaryota; Metazoa; Nematoda; Chromadorea; Rhabditida; Strongyloididae. Gene Ontology annotation, cellular component: precatalytic spliceosome; Prp19 complex; catalytic step 2 spliceosome. The coding region runs from base 1 to 1467 and encodes 488 amino acids. The record is from RefSeq and is a predicted model, not a curated record. Gene Ontology annotation, molecular function: protein binding. The transcript is spliced from 2 exons. Gene Ontology annotation, biological process: mRNA splicing, via spliceosome.
AUGGCGGAAAUUUUACAACCUGUUGAUACAACAAUAGAAAGUAAUGUUGAAAAUAAUAUCAAUCCACCACAAGAUGUUUUAGAAAAAAGAAAACAACUUUUAGAUACAAUAUGUCACUCAAUGAAAAGAACACAUGAAUUAUUUUAUCAUGAUUAUGAUUCAACUUUAUAUGAUGAUGAAAGUGUAUAUUUAUGGAAAAAAUAUAAAUUAAACUCAGAAUGUAAAUCUGUUAAAAAAGCCAUAGAGAAUAACAAAAAAGCUGUUAUUGAUGAAAAAAUGAAUUUACCAAAACAUCAAUAUAUUGGUCAAGCUGUAGAUAAUUUUAAAAAUCAAUUAAGUAUUAAAGAUACUGAAAAGACUCAACUAGCAUUAACUUCUAGUAGUUCAACAAAUAAAUUAUCAGGUGAUAUUUUGAAUAAUAGGGAAUCUAGUGAUCAUAAUGUUAGAAUGUUAUUACCUUCAAAAGCACCAUUAACUGUAAAACCAAAAUGGCAUCCACCAUGGAAAUUGUAUCGUGUUAUUGCUGGUCAUACAGGUUGGGUUAGGUGUAUUGAUGUUGAACCUGGAAAUCAAUAUUUUGUAACUGGGGGUUCUGAUAGAAUAAUAAAAAUUUGGGAUCUUGCUACUGGUAAUUUAAAAUUAUCAUUAACUGGACAUAUAUCAUCUGUAAGAGGAGUUAAAAUAUCUCCUAGGCAUCCAUUCUUAUUUAGUUGUGGAGAGGAUAAACAAGUAAAAUGUUGGGAUCUUGAAGUUAACAAAGUUGUUAGACACUAUCAUGGUCAUCUUUCAGCUGUCCAGGGACUUUCAAUACAUCCAACACUGGAUGUUCUUUGUACGGCUGGUAGAGAUUGUACAGUUCGUGUAUGGGACAUAAGAACAAAAGCACAAGUUCAUACUUUAACAGGACAUACAAAUACGGUUGCUUGUGUUGCUACUCAAGCAACGAAUCCUCAAAUUAUUUCUGGUUCUCAUGACUCGACAAUACGUCUAUGGGAUUUAGCUGCAGGAAAAACUUGGUGUACACUAACUCAUCAUAAAAAAAGUAUCCGUGCACUAACUUUACAUCCAUCUUUAUAUAUGUUUGCUAGUGGUUCGACAAAUAAUAUUAGGCAAUGGAAAUCUAAAAAUGCUGAAAUGGUUCGUUCACUAAAUCAACAUCAAGCUGUUAUUAAUGCUUUAGCUUGUAACGAAGAUGGUGUUUUAGUUUCUGGUGGUGAUAAUGGUUCAUUACAUUUUUGGGAUUGGAAUAGUGGUUUUUGUUUUCAACAAGAUCAAGUAAAAGCACAACCUGGUUCUAUUGAUUCUGAAUCAGGUAUUUUUUGUUUAACAUUUGAUAAAUCAGGAUCACGUUUAUUGACUGGUGAUGCUGAUAAAAGUAUCAAAAUGUAUAAAGAAGAUUUAACAGCAACAGAAGAAAGUCAUCCUUUACAAUGGAGACCUAAUAUUUUAAAAAGACAGAAGUUUUAA